This is a messenger RNA of Sander lucioperca (pikeperch), 3928 nucleotides long. RefSeq names its product aminoadipate-semialdehyde dehydrogenase (gene aasdh). Lineage: Eukaryota; Metazoa; Chordata; Actinopteri; Perciformes; Percidae. Gene Ontology annotation, biological process: amino acid activation for nonribosomal peptide biosynthetic process. Gene Ontology annotation, molecular function: protein binding. The record is from RefSeq and is a predicted model, not a curated record. The transcript is spliced from 14 exons. The coding region runs from base 1 to 3345 and encodes 1114 amino acids.
AUGGCUGCUCGGACGCUGCAGGAGCUCGUAGCCGCCGCUGCCUCUGUGCACUCUGACCGAGCAGCUGUGAGAUAUGACGGCGGGUCCGUGUCAGGGAGCCCGGUGGCCCUGCUGCUGUACAGAGAGCUGGGUGAGCUGGCCGGUGAACUGGCUCAUAUUCUACGGAAGAACUGCUCUCCGAACAACGGAGUGAUCGGGCUGUAUUGUUGUGAUGAUUUGUUCAUACCUGUCUGGAUUCUGGGGAUCCUGCAGUCACCUGCUGCCUAUGUCCCACUGGACCCAGACUCUCCAGGACUCAUCACUGCCAGAGUCAUGAACCAGUGUGGCCUCAAGUACUGUGCUGUGAAGACCGACGUCCUGCAGCGAUUCCAGGCAGCUCUCGUCAACCACAUAUCUGUGGAGGUGUGUGUGGUGUUGCCUAAGUUCAAACUGACCGUGAUCCACAUCGAGCCGCUGCCAGUUUCUGAGCACCGACGAGGACCGGAACGACCCGGAGCUCUGACAGCAGAUGGAGCUGGUCUCUGUGAUCCAGCUGCAGGGUUAAAGGAGGCUGGUCACGGAGACGUGGCGUAUGUGCUGCACACAUCUGGAACGACUGGCCUUCCCAAGAUUGUGCGGGUGCCACACAAGUGUAUACUGCCCAAUAUACUGCAUCUGAGAUCUUUGUUUCAGAUGAGUGCAGGUGAUGUGGUCUUCCUGGCCUCGCCCUUAACCUUUGACCCCUCUGUGGUGGAUAUUUUCCUGGCCUUAUCGUCCGGUGCUCAGCUCCUCAUCAUCCCGACUGUGAUCAAGAAAAUGCCCGGUCGACUGGCUCGACUGCUGUUCAAGCAUCACAAGACGACUGUCCUACAGGUCACGCCAACACUGCUCGGCCGCUUCGGGCAGCGUAUCCUGAAAGAGGAAGUGUUGUCGCCCGGCUCCUCGUUGCGGCUGUUGGCUCUGGGUGGCGAGGCCUGCCCCUCGCCCGCUCUGCUGAGGAGCUGGAGGCACGAGGACAACCAAACCCACAUCUACAAUAUCUACGGCAUUACUGAGGUGUCCUGCUGGGCCUGCUCUUACAAAAUACCCGAGUCUCUACUGCAGUCGAGCAACCCCACGCUGUCCUUGGUGCCUCUUGGGAGUCCUCUGAUGGACACAAUGGUGGAAGUGAGAGAUGACCAUGGCCGCGUUGUUACUGAGGGUGAAGGACAGGUGUUCUUAGGUGGAAAGGACAGAGUGUGUCUCCUGGACGACGAGGAGACGGCCGUCCCCGGGACGAUGAGAGCCACUGGAGACUGGGUGAAUGUUAAAGACGCACAGCUGUACUACCUGGGACGAAGAGACAGGCUGAUAAAACGCCACGGAAAGCGGGUCAACUUGGACAGCUUGCAGCAACUCAUAUUGAGUCUGCCUCAGGUGGAGGCCUGUGCCGUGGGUCUGCACGAAGCCUUUCGACUGCUCGCCUUUGUCGUGGCGUCCAUAUCUGGAGAGCAGAAAGCCGCUUCUCCUCUCACAUCUGCGCCGAAACAUGCGGAUCAAACACCUUCUGCCUCAGCCGAGCGUCGGGAGGCCCUCCCCUCUCCUGUAGAGACCCGGCAAGGGGAGACGGGCGACGUAGACGGAGAUCUGAGCAGACUCAUCCGGCACCAGCUGUCUCUGCUGUUGCCGUCGUACAGCGUCCCUGACACGCUGGUGCUGGUCCCGGCCCUGUGCGUGACUCCUCACGGUAAAGUAGACAUGGGAGCACUUUUGAAAAUAUACCAAACACAGAGACGGCGUUCAGAGUCUUCAGGGGGGGAUGUCACCAAACUGAAGCAAACUCUGCAGUCCCUGUGGCAGGAAACUCUAGGUCUUCCUGAAGAUGCGACCAUUGAUGAGGACUCCAACUUCCUGUUGAGUGGAGGAGAUUCCCUGAAGGCACUCCACCUGUGCGAAGACAUCCUCGCUGCUGUGGGAGGGACUUCACCGGAGCUUUUGGAGGUUCUGCUCGACGGGACCUUCUCUGACGUACUGCGCCACGUCGCGAGAGUAACACUGACGCCGCCGCUUGAGAACAGCCAGUCAUCGUCCGAGGCCAAGAAACGAGACGCCGACGCUCCCCCUGUGGCGCCGGCCAAGAGAGAACGCACAGAGUCGACGGCAGCAGAGAGGGCACAGGGAGAGACGUGGGCUGUUAAAGUUGUCAGACGAGCGGGUGAGGUGAUGGAAUUGCAAACCAGAAAUCCAGAGGCAAGUAAAAACAUCCAGGCUGAUGCACUGGGAGAAAAGAAUUCCAGUAAGAACCGCAGAGGUGAUGUUCUGGGCCUGAGCCUGAGCCUGAGCUGGUCCUCCGACACAGGCAGAUGUGUGGACGCCUCCCCGGUGCUUCUAGUACAACACCGGACCGAUCUGAGCUCAGACGAGGGUAAAAGGACAGUGUUCAUCGGAUCCCACUCACACAGGAUCCAGGCUUUAGACCUGACCGACGGGACGCUUCUGUGGGAGCGAGUUCUCGGGGACAGAAUCGAAGCCUCGGCUGCAGUGUCUCACUGCGGAAACCUCGUGGUUAUAGGUUGCUACAAUGGCUGUGUGUAUUUCCUGUGCGCUGCGUCUGGAAAGACGCGGUGGACGUUUGAGACGGGAGACGCCGUGAAGAGCUGUCCCGCCGUGGAUCCCCUCACAGGUCUGGUGAUAGUGGGCUCACAUGAUGGGCAUGUCUACGCCCUAGACCCAAAGGUCCAGCAGUGUGUUUGGAAGCGUCACUGUGGGGGUGGAGCUGUGUUUUCCUCCCCCUACCUCCACGCCGCACUCAGGCAGCUGUACGCCGCGUCACUGGGAGGUCACCUCCUCUGUCUCAACCCUGACAGUGGAGAGGUCCUAUGGUCGUACUGUAGAGACAUCCCGUUCUUCUCAUCACCAAACGCCUCCUCUGGUCACGUGAUGAUCGGCUCGGUGGAUGGAAACAUCUGCUGCUUUAGCAACACAGGGACACUGGUUUGGCAGUUUUUAACAAAAGGACCCGUGUUCUCCUCUCCGUGUGUCACGGCAGACCAGCAGAGGGUUCUGUGUGGAUCACACGACGGCUGCCUGUACUGUUUGAACUGUGCCGACGGCUCUUUAGUUUGGACUUUCCAGACCACAGGGAAGGUGUACUCCAGUCCGUGUGUGUUUGAUGGCUCUGUCAUGGGCAAAAGGGGGGUUCUGGUGGCUCUGGCCUCCACAGACGGCACAGUGUGGAUCCUGGAUGGACAAGAAGGACAAAUGCUGGCCUCAGUAACUCUGCCUGGGGAGCUGUUCUCAUCCCCAGUGGUGCAUGAACACUCUCUCGUAGUCGGGUGCCGCAAUGACUAUGUGUAUUGUUUAAAGCUGACUGUCAAAGAAGGAUAAGAUGUAUUUCUGCACAUUUUUUUAUAAUAAACACUGAUGGCUUUUAUAUCUGUGUCAGAGCAGAGAGGGUGCUUUGGGAAUUACAUUUUUAAUUAAAGUUCAGGGAAAUAAUGAGUCUUUCGGUUCAGACAUCAGUAUUUAAUUUACAUUAUUCAUAACAUUUUGUGUCUCUUUAAGAAUAUUCUCAUGAAUAUCUCUAAGUGCGACAAAAAAAGUGCAAAUAAUACCAAACAUUUUUCUUGUUACAUAUAACACUGCGUACACUACACUAUUGUGCACGACCAACGUUAGAAACAAAAUGACUCUUUCGUUAGAAACAAAAUGACUCUUUCUGACCGCAGCUCUGGUGACGUCUCUGACUUCCAUACAUACAGAUCAUUAAAAGUGAGUGGCAGGAAAUGAGAAAUGCUGGAGGUUCUUUUUUUUUUUUCUUUCACAGAGGAAAUGCUUACAUUAUUGUGUAAGAUCAUAUCACAUUUACGAGGAAGUGAUGGCCUACAAACACGAGUGUGUUACGGGAGGACGGCUACGAGAAUUGUAUGUUACAGCAAGCAGGUGUUGCGUCUGUCUCCUUUAGCAAAGC